This is a messenger RNA of Hemicordylus capensis (graceful crag lizard), 6296 nucleotides long. It is a transcript of the gene GSTCD, whose product is annotated as glutathione S-transferase C-terminal domain containing. The transcript has 15 exons. Lineage: Eukaryota; Metazoa; Chordata; Lepidosauria; Squamata; Cordylidae. Bases 416 to 2293 code for a protein of 625 amino acids. The record is from RefSeq and is a predicted model, not a curated record.
GGCGCGGAGCCCAAGCGGGAAGGCGGCGGCCCGCAGCGGAGCAGCAGCCGGAGAAGAAGGUGGUGUUGCUGCCGGCAGAGCUCCGCUUAGCUGCUGGGCGAUUCACGGCCUCGGCGCACGAACGUGGUUGUCGCCGGGUCUUCUUCAGUGACUGAAUACAUCAUCUCCAGAACAAAAUUCUAUAAACUUGUACAGGUCUGUUAACAGGGAAAAUACUCUGUUUGGAAAAUAGCAAUGAGGAGUUUGAGGAUGAGAACUCUUGCUUGAGAGAGCAGUUAAGCAGGAAUAAAAGACUAGCACCCUUUGAAGAUAGCAGGGAUCAGUGUGCAGAACAGCAAGAAAAAAGAAAAUGCAUAUUAUAGGGAGAAGUGUUAUCAUCUGAAUUUAGACAAUUUAUUUCCUUAAUUGAGAAAAGAUGAAAGAUAAUGCUACUGAAGAUCAGCUUUAUCUAGACUACUUCAGUCAGAAUGACGAUUGCAUCUUUCCUCUCCAUACAUCCAUAUCCUUGUUUCUCUUGUCAUAUUGUGACUGCAAGACAUUCACAGUUUUUUUAGUAUCUCCGGGUGAAAUAGCUUCAGAUGCCCAGCUUGUUGGCAAAGCACUGUCUGAGGACUUGGACAUUCGCCUCAUCAAAAAGUGUCAACUCCCUUUGGUGGUCCAGAGUUGCUGUUUACCUGCUGUUGUUGAGAAAAAUGGAAGAUUCCUUCGAGCAGGACUUGCAGUGGUACUGAGGCACAUCAUACACAAAACGUUUGAGGCAGACCCAUCAAGAAAGGAAGUUUUGGAACUCUUGGGUUUUAAAAAGACCUGUUUAAAAGCUUGUGCUGAAGUUAGUGAAUGGACCAGACUUUGUGAAAUCAGCAUUCCUUUGGCUGUUGAGAAGUUUCUGGCGGUGUCUUCUGAUCAGCAUCAGAAUAUUCCAGUGGAAAUAUUGCAGUUUGAGAAGAAGUUGAGAGAACCUGUAAGAGUGCACAAUGAUGACAAAAUUCGAAGGCAGAAAGUUCAACAGCAAAAGGCAUUUGUCAAGAAAGUAACUAAUAAGAUGUCCUCAGAAGAAGGAAGUUUAGCAGAAGAUUUGGCAUUCUCUCCUGGGGAUCUGGAACUGAGAGUAGCUUUCUCUAAAUUAACUGUGCAAAAAGGACCAGUUGCUGCUAAUAGGGAGCCCUCUCACAUUAGGAAAAUGAAAACCUCUGAACUCCCACCUUUGGAGCAUGUUUUUGCUGAAGGGCUUUAUUUCACUUUGGCAGAUAUAGUUCUCUUUCCAUGCAUUCAUCAUUUCUUGGUUUUCAACAAGAACCACCAAGACAAAAUAUUAGAGUUGCCGUUGAUAUGCAGUUGGUACUGGAGAGUUCAGGAAGUACCUGGAAUAAAGCAAACUGCUGCCAAGUGCAAUAUGCAAUUUUCCCACUUUGUUGACUACUCCUCUUUCCCAGAUGAAAGCCUGUGCAGUAUUUGCACAACUGCUGAUGAGCCUGAAGAAGAACAUGAAGACACUCCAUUUAUAGGUGGACCAAGGCCGACCAUGACAAAGUUAAUGGAAAGUGGAAUUGAAGCAAAGUUUUCUGCUCAUCCUUGCCCUAGCUGGACCUUAGACUGGAACAGUCUGCCAGCUGCCGUCAACCCAGGAGAAGGAAAGAUGUCCAAUGAUCGCGCUCUGAGGAAACAACAGCAGCUCAACAACAUCGUGGCCUUGGUGACGAAGCUGGCUAAGUCUGGAGACAUGAUUGUGGAUUUUUGCAGUGGCGGGGGCCAUGUUGGAAUUGUUCUUGCUUACAUGCUGCCAUCAUGCCAGGUAAUAUUGGUAGAAAAUAAAGACUUGUCACUAAUACGUGCUAAAGAGAGAAGUGAUGAAUUAGGAUUAAACAACGUUUGGUUCAUCCAAGCAAACAUGGACUAUUUUAAAGGAGCUUUUAAUAUUGGGGUGGCGUUGCAUGCUUGUGGUGUGGCAACAGACAUGGUGAUUGAACGUUGUCUCCGGGUCCAUGCUGCAUUUGUCAUCUGUCCGUGCUGUUAUGGCUUCAUUCAGAACACAGCCAAGUUUACAUUUCCACAAAGUCAUCAGUUCAAGGAAGUGUUAUCCUAUAAGGAGCACAUGGUUCUCUGCAGAUUUGCUGAUCAGACAGCUGUCCAACUUCCCCCUGAACGCAGGCGAAUAGGUAAACAUUGCAUGGGACUGGUGGAUUUGGACCGGGCUUGGAGUGUGGAAAGAUGCAACUACUCUGUCCAAGUAAUAUCCAUGGAACCAGAGACAUGUUCCCCAAAGAACAACUUGAUUGUGGGUGUCCCAGUUUAGUUAGUUCAAAGGUUUUCCCCCCUAAUGAUUCUGAAUUAAUAAUCAGUCCUUGUGAUCAAAGUCUAGUAACCUUUUGGAGAUUCAAACUACAGCUGGGAAGCAGACACUGAACAUCUUGAAUCUUUUGUCUCCAGAAAAAGGAAACUGAGAGGAAAGGGCUUGGCAAAAGGGCUGCCAGCAAAGCUUCCUAAAUCCUGCUUGAAAUGUGUGAUUAAAUGACAGCUGGUUCUCAGAGCAGGAAUAUCCCCAGAUCUUCAUCUGCCUCCACAGUAAUAGCAACCAAUAAACGAGGCUUGUUUGGGGUGGUUUUUUUCUUUCUUAUUUCUGGAGAGGUGAUUUCCUUUUUAACGAAAAUGAUGAUGGAAAAUGCACUCUGCAGAUGCUCUGCAGAUGCUUUUGUCAGCGCAGUCUUUGAUGGUACUAAUGAGUAUCCAACUGCAGAGUAAAACUUAAUAAGAAAAUGAUACCAAAUAAAACAAUACACCACAAAAUAAAACUUACUUCCUCUUUAGAAAGUGCCUUUUGUUGAAAGAAGACUAUCUUUGUAUCCAGCCCAUUAUAUGACAAUAUUCAAUUAAUUGUUGUGUUUGUAAGCAUAACGAUACACAGAUGCAUUCCCAAUGAGCCCCUUAAUUAUGUGUGUUUUAAAUUUAAUCUAGCUGAAAUGUACAGAAAUUAUGCAGAAUUCUAUAGGACUGACCUACCAUUAACUAUUAGAAACUAUAUAGAAAUAUUAAGGAUGACAAUAUCUUCUCAUUGUUCCUGCAGCAACAAAUUGGCAAUGGUUUUGUUUUGCCUUUUGUUUUCCUAGCACAAUUUCUAAACUGGAAUCUCUUGUAGUAUUAAACAUACUUUGCUUCUAGCUAGCUCUAUGAACUGGCAAACAGUAUUUUCCACAGAAUCAUUUGGAGUGUUGCCAAAUGCAGAGCACAAGGGGGUCCUUCAGUGCUAAUUUUGAAGGGGCCAAUCAAAAUGUAAAGUUGCUAAUUGUGAUUGGGUGUGUGAGCAUGAUCUCUGUUAUAACCGGAAGUUACACAGCCCCUUUCAACAUUAUUUUGGAGUGAGAGUGCUGUACAGUUGCUUGGCUGGGUUGCACAGUUAGUCAAAAAGAAGCAAAACAAGCCCGUUCCAAUAUCACAUGAAUUGGACUAUGCCAAAAGAAAAUCAUAGAUACUUUAUUCAAGUUCUACAGAGGAAAAUAUUCAAAAUUCUGUUUAUGUAUUGUUUGGCAGUACUGUUUAUGUGAGUUCGCAUUUUUACUUGUAUUUUUAAUGCACUUUUCUGGAAUUGUGUUUGAAUUAUUUUAAAUAAGUUGUGCUCUGCCUUGAGGGCAUUUGUGCAGAAAGUCCGCAUAAAAGUCAAAUGAACAAAACCGUAGCAAACGUGUGUCACUUUGGUAAUACAGUGUUCAUAAGGAAACUCUUAUCUGCAAACAUGGGGAUAAGGGCCUCCUUACUUAAUAGAGUAUCACCAUAGAGCAGAACAUAGCAGCUCUUGUUUGUGACAGUUUUAAGCUAUAAUAUGACAUAGUGGCCAAUGUGCUGUGCAAACCACUGGCAGCAUUUCCAGUCUACAGGGGUUCCUGUGCCCAUGAAAAGCAGACCCAACAGUGUAGCAGAGGUGGGCAGUUGUGCUGUGACCCAAAACAGCAUGCAGGCACUUGCGUCAUGUAAAUCCCAUUGUUUCCAAUGAGAGUAGCACUGCAGAAGUGCCAACGUGCUGUUCUAGGUCAUUGCACAUCUGUUCAACCUCUGCAACAGCAGCAGAGCUGCCUUUCACAUGUGCAGCUGCCCCAGCAGGUCGGAAAUGCCAAUGUUGCCUUGUACAGCGUCCCCUAUGGAGUGGGGAGAUUACACUGCCAAUGGUAUAACAUAUGACUAUUGAACAGCCAACCAUGGCAGAUGUGUGUCAGACUCUCCCAAUAUAGAUUUUAAAAUAAUUAAAAACAGCCACAGGAACCUGCAGUCUUGAGUAGCAAAUAGUGAAGGGAGGGGCUCUUUAAUCUCCCCUCUGGCUGUUUUUUCCACACGUAAUCUUCCCCUGUCCAUCAUUCACAAAUUGCUUUCCCCCUCAUAAAUGAAAGAGCACCUUGGAGGAAUAUUGAGCAGAAGAGCAGUCGGAGGGGUAAGGGUAAGUGAACCCCUCUUCUCCCUCUAAGUGAACUCCAACUUUCCCACUACAACCCACUGGGAGACUAUCAUAUAUCUGUGUCUGUCAUGUAACAUUGCUUGGCCCUAAAACAGAUUUGGAUUCCUGUCCAUUUUUAUUUAGACAUACCACCAUGUUCAAUAGGGCUUAUUCUUAGGUAAGUGUGUAUCGGAUUGCUGCUCUAGACUGCAAUCUUAAGCACACUUGGCUUGGGAGUAAGUCCCAUUGCACUCAGCAGCUGCCAGCUAGGGUCCAUGUGAGAUCCUGAGCUCAGGAGCAUGUAACUCCAUUUUAGUUUUAUCUGCACUGACUACUAGUUGUAUGUAUGUAUUUGUUUAUUUCGGCCCAAGGCCAGCAUAAAUACAAGAAAAAGAAACAACAAUAAAAUACAUAAAAUACAUAAAACAUUAAUACCUUCAAAUACCGUAUACAUGACUAAUUUCAUUCAAAUGAAACCGGUUAAUCUGAAAUGCACAGCCCGGCAUCUCAUGCCUCAAUCACUCUAAACCAAAUCUUGCUUGCUAUGAAAAAACAAUCUAGUUUGUAAAAAAAAAAAAAGGUUAAAAAAAUUACUAGUUUGUUUCUGUGCACAAUUGAAGGUGCUGCUUAAUCAGCUUUAAAUCCCUAAACGGUUUAGGACAAGAUUAUCUGAGUAGUGCCUCUCCCUAUAUGUAGAUUAACAACUGAAACUGUACUUACUUAGAACAACAUCUGAGACCCUGCUUCUCAUCCCUUUGUGAAUGAAAUUCUGGUUGUCAAGGAGACAUCAGGGCCUUUUUGGUCAUGGCACCCUUUCUUUGGAACUUUCUGUCCUAGGGCCCUCCCUUCAUGGGGAAGGACUGUAGCUCAUGGUAGAACAUAUGCUUUGCAUGCAGAAGGGAUGGGAAGAGAGCUGGUCUUGCAGUAGCAAGCAUUAAUUGUCCCCUUUGCUAAGCUGGGUCUGCCCUGGUUUGCAUUUGAAUGGGAGAAUACAUGUGAGUGCUGCAAGACAUUCCCCUUAGGGAUGGUGCCACUCUGGGAAGAGUACUUCCCAAGUUCUCUCCCUGGCAUCUCCAAGAUAAGGCUAAGAGCAACUCCUGCCUGCAACCUUGGAGAAGCCAACUGCCAGCCGCGGCCAUACUGAGCUUGAUGGACCAAUGGUCUGACUUGGUAUAAGGCAACUUCCUAUGUUCCUAAGGUCCCAAGGUCAAACCAAUUCGGCUGGGAAAUAUCUGUCUGAAACCCUGGAGGGUUGUUGCCAUCAGUGUAGACAAUUCUGGGCAAGAUGGACCAAAGAUCUGACUUGGUAUAAGCCAGCUUCCUCUGUAGCCCUGUUAAACCUGCCAAGCAUCCUCACUGCUGAUCUUUCGUUGGCUGGCAAAACAAAACAAAACAAAACACAUUUUUGUUUCACCAUGCUUUUAAUGUGGGAUAACAUAUUAUUUUCUCUUCCUGUAUAAUUGUAUCUUUGUGCUGUACUUGUGUAGUUGCUUUUGUUUGUUUUGUUAUGGUUCUGCUGUUAAUUUUAUUGUAUAUUGCAUAUUUUGUUUAGAUAUAUAAAAUAUUCAUUUCUACAUGUUUAGGGUUGGGCAGUAAAUCGGUUUAAUUGGUAGAUUAAUCUGUGACAGCUUUAGUUGAUUAAGGAGUAGGGGCUCAAAAUUUCAUCACUGAAAGCAAGUUUUGAUUGGUGAAGCUGAGAGUUAGGGGCCCAGUUCUUUAUUGUUGAGGUCAUGUUGGAUCUGUUUCUGUAAGAUAGCAUGAAAAACAAAACAUUAAUGUGGUCCUUCUAACACCCAGCAGUAAUGGAUAUAACUUGCCCUACAUUGACGAUGCAAAUUUUAAAUAAAAAUUUAAUAAAUUAAUUCACAGCAUUAAA